Naegleria gruberi is the source of this 2163-nucleotide messenger RNA. RefSeq lists its product as uncharacterized. Gene Ontology annotation, biological process: positive regulation of translation. Gene Ontology annotation, molecular function: GTP binding; GTPase activity; mitochondrial ribosome binding. NCBI's taxonomy places the organism in Eukaryota, Heterolobosea, Eutetramitea, Acrasida, Naegleriidae. The transcript has 4 exons. Gene Ontology annotation, cellular component: mitochondrion. The record is from RefSeq and is a predicted model, not a curated record. The coding region runs from base 1 to 2163 and encodes 720 amino acids.
AUGUUGUCAUCCUCCUUGUCCAAUGAUAAUGAAAAUAAUAGGAGAAAUUAUGUGAGCAAAAGUAACAAGAAUGGAUUGGUUUUUGAAUGCUCGGAAUUAAAAGAGGAAUUGAAGAGACUUUCCAUCAUGAAUAGAAAUAAUAUCUAUAGUAAUGUUUGGAUGAGAAAUAUUGGAUUUAGUAAACAACAACAAGUUAGAAAUUAUUCUGUCCUUCCAACCAAUGCUAAAAAGAUCAAGGAACAUAACAAAUCUGCUUUGGAUUUAUCGGGAUUCACUCCUGAAUAUAUUCGUAAUUUUUGUAUCAUUGCACACAUUGACCACGGAAAAAGUACAUUGGCUGAUUAUUUACUGAAGGAAACUAAUACAAUUACUGCUGAACUUUUGAAGGAUAAUGCACAAUUUCUCGAUAGAUUACAAGUUGAGAGAGAAAGAGGUAUUACUGUGAAGGCACAAUCAUGUGCAAUGUUUUACGAAUAUAAUGGAAAGAAAUAUUUAUUAAAUUUGAUUGAUACACCAGGACACGUUGACUUUAGUUAUGAAGUCAGUAGAAGUAUGGGUGCUUGUGAUGGUGCUUUAUUACUUGUUGACUCUGGACAAGGCGUCCAAGCUCAAACAUUGGCCAAUUAUUUCUUGGCAUUGGAAGAAAAUCUUGAAAUUAUUCCAAUUAUGACUAAGAUUGACCAACAAACAGCUCAACCUGAGCUUGUAGAAGAAGAUAUGACUGGAAUUUUGGGCGUAGAAAAAGAUGAAAUUAUCAAAGUGAGUGCUAAAACUGGUUUGAAUUGUCAAAAGAUUAUUCCUGCAGUUAUUGAGAAAAUUCCAGCACCUGAACCACCAAAAGUUAGUGAAGGAGAAACUCCUGGGGCCUUAAAAUCUUUGAUUUUCGAUUCAUGGUAUGAUGAAUAUUUUGGAGUUGUUUCACUUGUUUAUAUUGCCCAAGGUUCUGUUGAGGUUGGUGAUUUCAUUUACUCACAUGCAAAUGUUAAAAACUCUGCAAAACCAACCAAAUAUCAAGUUACCAAGUUGGGUAUCAUGAAUCCUGACCAAGUUCCAACUGAUAAAUUAUAUCAAGGUCAAGUUGGUUAUCUCAUUUGUGGAAUGAAGAGUACAAAGGAAGCCCAGAUUGGUGACACCCUCUAUAUUUGGGAUUCAAAGAUUGAACCAUUACCUGGUUUUAAGCAAGCCAAACCUAUGGUUUAUGCUGGUAUUUAUCCUCUGAAUACUGCUGAAUUUGAUAAGUUGAGAGAUGUCAUUGACAAGUUACUCUUGACAGACAGAAGCGUCACUAUUGAAAAAGAAACUAGUGCUGCUCUAGGAACUGGAUUCAGAUGUGGAUUCUUGGGAUUGCUUCACAUGGACGUAUUUAAGCAAAGAUUAGCCCAAGAAUUUACCAUUGAAACAAUUAUCACUGCUCCAACAGUUACUUACAAGAUUGUAACAAAGAAUACUGGAAAGAAGACAUCUUUUAAUACUGUAGAAGAUGAAAUCAUUGAAUAUAUCGAUAACCCUAAUGAUUUCCCAGAAAAUCCAGAAGCUGAAGUUUAUGAACCUAUGGCUAACUGUACAAUUAUGACUCCAAGAGAGUUUGUUGGUGAUAUUAUUACCUUGUGUCAGGAAAGAAGAGGUGUCCAAAUUCAUAUGGAAUACUUCUCUGCUGAAAGAGUUUCCAUGCAAUACAAGAUUCCACUCAACGAAAUGAUUUAUGACUUUUUUGACAAAUUGAAAUCCAUGACCAAGGGUUAUGCCACCUUAGAUUACGAGGAAGCUGGAUUUGAAAGAUCUGACGUUGUAAAAUUGACUGUCAUGCUCAAUAAGGAUCCUGUUGAUGCCUUGUCGUACAUUGUACACGAAAGUAAGGCAUACUUUAAAGCAAGAGAUGUUGUCCAACGAUUGAAGAAGCUCAUUUCCAGACAACUCUUCGAAGUUAACAUUCAAUGUGCUGUAGGAUUGAAGAUUAUUGCUAGUGAAAAGUUGAAAGCUUUCAGAAAGAACGUCACAGCCAAGUGUUAUGGUGGUGAUAUUACCAGAAAACGUAAAUUGUUAGAAAAGCAAAAGGAAGGUAAGAAGAAGAUGAAACAACUCGGUUCUGUUUCAGUACCUCAAGAUGCCUUCACAGUACUGUUCUCUGAAGGUGAAAUUGAAGAUGCAGAUCUCUCGGAUUAA